AUGUUCUGCCUGCUAGUGUUCAUGUGCUUCGGCGACAAGCUUGGCGAGAACCAGAUUUCAGAGAUCCAGCGAGUCCAGCGUCAUAUGCUUCUCAACCUCGAAUCCGCGAGUCACCAAAAUCAUGUUCCGAAAGAGGUGGUCGGAGUUCCUCCACAACGAGCGAGCAAAAUAAAGGAAGAUGAGAAUAGCCAAUUUGGCGAGGACGACAGUUACUUUAUGGCGUACGCGGACACUCUGUUCAACCUAGAGCUGCCGGAGGUGAAGCGGAAGCUGACGGAGGCGGAGAUGAUGACUCUAUGCAGCGAGUUCCUAAUCGGUGGGACGAACACCACCGCCACCGCCUUGCAAUGGAUCAUGGCGGUGGUGCUAGAAGGGCUUCGGCACCACCCGCCGAGGCAUUUCGUGUUGCCGUACGCGGUGAUGGAGGAGGAGGCGGAGCUGGGAGGUUAUGCGAUGCCGAAGAAAGCGAGCGUGAAUUUCAUGAUGGUGGAUAUGGGUUGGGAUCCGAGAAUGUGGGAGUAUCCGAUGUCGUUUAAGCCGGAGAGGUUUUUUGUGGAGGCGUUUGACAUAACGGGAACCAAAGGGAUCAAAAUGAUGUCGUUCGGAGCCGGGAGGCGGAUGUGUGUGGAAGGUGAGGGGGUGGCUCUCUUGGAGAAGACGAAGUUUACUAUUGUGAUGAAGAAUCCUUUGCGAGGCUCCGUGAUCACGAGGUUUGGGGUCCGCCCCAAUUAA
Molecule: messenger RNA, 732 nt
Organism: Linum trigynum
Lineage: Eukaryota; Viridiplantae; Streptophyta; Magnoliopsida; Malpighiales; Linaceae
Source: the annotation of a GenBank genome assembly